Molecule: messenger RNA, 1708 nt
Organism: Eruca vesicaria subsp. sativa (arugula)
Lineage: Eukaryota; Viridiplantae; Streptophyta; Magnoliopsida; Brassicales; Brassicaceae
Source: the annotation of a GenBank genome assembly
AAAAGUGUAUAGGUCAAUGAAAUGUGGUUCUUAAUAAUGUACAUAACAAACGUACGAGACAUAGAAAAGCCGUAGUUGUACUACAUAUUAUUCGUCUGUGCCCUUCAUAGAAACUUCCUUCAAAGUUGGUUUGCCAUUCUUUUAAGCGUUGACCCCACCUUCUCAAUUUUCUACUCUAUGUUUUUUUGUAAUAUCUCAAUCUUCUUUUUCUUAAACCAAUCAAAUUGAACUUAAAUAAAUAGUAUAAUACUAUAUCAGAUACAAAUGAUAACAUGUACAUGCACUAUACCUCUAAAUAAAAAGCAACAACGUCACCCAAAAAAUCCCUCUCACCUAAUUUGUGUUUCUCAUUUUGGUCAGAAUCUUCAAGAAACUAAAACAAAGAAAAUGGUUUCAAGCUGCAUAGACGAAAGUUCUUCUACUUCAGAAUCUUUCCCACCCGCAACCGCAAUCGCAACCGCCCCGAGCUUCUCUGCUCCUCCGCUUCCACCGUUACACCUCUACCAAAGCGGUGGAAACAACUUAGUGUUGGAUUCAAAGAAUGACGUAGAGAUGGAUUCACGGAAGCUGCCGUCAUCAAAAUACAAAGGCGUGGUUCCUCAGCCCAACGGAAGAUGGGGAGCUCAGAUAUACAUGAAGCACCAGAGAGUUUGGCUCGGCACUUUCAACGACGAAGAGGAAGCUGCUCACUCCUACGACAUAGCCGCUCGUAAAUUCCGUGGCCUCGACGCCGUACUCAACUUCAAGACCUUCCUCACAUCAGAGGAGGACGAUAACAACGAGUUAUCUUUUCUCGAAGCUCACUCCAAGUCCGAGAUCGUUGACAUGUUAAGGAAACACACUUACGCUGAGGAGCUUGCGCAGAGCAAUAAACGCAACGAAACAAAUAUUAAUACAACUCAAACCGACACCGUUUUGAAAACACGUGAAGUGCUAUUCGAGAAAGUUGUAACGCCUAGUGACGUUGGUAAGCUAAACCGUCUCGUGAUACCUAAACAACACGCGGAGAAACAUUUUCCCUUACCGUCAGUGUCGGUGACUAAAGGUGUUUUGAUCAACUUCGAAGACGUGACGGGUAAAGUGUGGAGGUUCCGUUACUCAUACUGGAACAGUAGUCAGAGUUAUGUUUUGACCAAGGGAUGGAGUCGGUUCGUUAAGGAGAAGUGUCUCCGAGCCGGUGACGUUGUUACUUUCGAGAGAUCGACUGAAUCAGACCAGCAACUAUAUAUUAGUUGGAAAAUCAGGUCUGGUCCGAGUAAAAACCGUGGUCAGGUUGUGGUUCGGCUUUUCGGAGUUGACAUAUUCAACGUGACGAGCAGGAAGCCGAGCAAUGUCGGAAAGAGAUCUCGGGAUGUUGAUGUGUUUGCGUUACGGUGUUCCAAGAAACACGCUAUAAUCAAUGCUUUGUGACAUUUCCUUUUUGGGUUUUAUAUUUUUUAUAUUUGUCAAGUUGUAGUAGGAUGUGAAUCUUAUUUAUGCCAAGUUAACAAAAGAGGUCAAGAGAGAGUUUUUUUUGUUUCUUCAACUAUAUUACUUACUGUUAUAUAUGUAUGUCAACCUCUUCUUGUUUGAUACUGGUUAUUAUUAACCUAAGGUUUUAUUGUAUUUUCUUCUCAACCUCAACGUUUCACUAAUCAACAAAAAAAAGCCAGCCUCCACAAAUUUCCACCUCUGCAGUUCUAGGAACAAAGAAAUUAAGUAGAAUACA